This is a messenger RNA of Mizuhopecten yessoensis (Yesso scallop), 703 nucleotides long. RefSeq names its product chymotrypsinogen A-like. Lineage: Eukaryota; Metazoa; Mollusca; Bivalvia; Pectinida; Pectinidae. The transcript is spliced from 3 exons. The record is from RefSeq and is a predicted model, not a curated record. Gene Ontology annotation, biological process: proteolysis. Gene Ontology annotation, molecular function: serine-type endopeptidase activity. The coding region runs from base 16 to 423 and encodes 135 amino acids.
UCUUCCUGCAAGGAAAUGAAAAGUAGCGUUCCAAAUGAAGUGGGAGGUUAUGGUAAACUCGCCACGCGACUUCAGGAAGCCAAUAUCAACAUCAUCAGCAACAGCAAGUGUAAUUCUGAGAAGUUCUGGGGCGGGAUAGUUAAAACUACCAGUCUCUGUGCCUUCUAUAACAACACGGCUGCUUGUGAAGGCGAUUCUGGCGGUCCUCUCGUAUGUAAGAGGAAAGGUUCAUUUGUCCUCCUGGGCACGACGUCGUGGGGGGCCGUGUCCUGUCAGAGAUACCCAACAGUCUUCACAAAAGUCGCCAUCUUUCGACGCUGGAUUUUAAGCCGAAUCCAAGAGAAGAGAAAACUUGGACAGUUAUCUGAGGCGAAUAAGGAACUUGGUGAAAAUAUGGCAGAAAACCAGAAACACUCCAAAUGACAACAUGGCGAAUCUGGAUACAGUGGAACGUCGCCGAAACAAAUCGUCACAACAUAAACAUACAGAACGUGUUUUUUUUCGGGUUAUAAGUCAAUAAUGUGAGAAUUUUCUGCUUGUGAGUCGGAACGAUCGAGUAUAUCAUAAACCGUUCUUAUGUUCAAAGUAAAACGGUUUCUGAUGAUACGAGCAUCACAUUUUUAGAAAUUCACCAUCGUAUUUGCAAGUUUGAAACUUAACUCCAGCAAUCUGGGAGUUUCAUCAAAUAUAUACAUAUAGGGAU